Molecule: messenger RNA, 3016 nt
Organism: Zeugodacus cucurbitae (melon fly)
Lineage: Eukaryota; Metazoa; Arthropoda; Insecta; Diptera; Tephritidae
Gene: Rpn1
Product: 26S proteasome non-ATPase regulatory subunit 2
Exons: 3
Coding region: 171-2906 (911 amino acids)
Biological process (GO): proteasome-mediated ubiquitin-dependent protein catabolic process; regulation of protein catabolic process
Cellular component (GO): proteasome regulatory particle, base subcomplex; proteasome storage granule; nucleus
Molecular function (GO): enzyme regulator activity
Source: RefSeq, a predicted model, not a curated record
AAUUCAUCUGUUGUUGGCAACACAAUUUCACUGAAUUGACACUUAAAAAACGCACUGUAAUUCUUGCUGUGCAUUGCAGAAAUAAAUUUUCAUCUGAGUAAUUUGAAAAAAGUAUUAAACCAAAAGUACAUUCGAAUAAUUAUAAUAGUGUAAUUAAUAUCGCAUACAAAAUGGUUGCUCCCAAGAAAGAUGAAAAAACUUCCGCUGAGGUGAAGAAAGACCAAGUGAAGGAGACACCGGAAAAAGAAGCAAAUAAAGAUGCUAAAGACGAAGGUAAGGAGCAGGAGCUUUCCGAUGAGGAUCAACAGCUGCAAGAUGAACUUGAAAUGCUGGUUAAUCGCCUACAAGAGGCCGAUAAGGCAUUGUAUUUACCAGCAUUGGAAAUGUUGGCAAAACUUAUACGUGCAUCUACUACAUCUAUGACUUCUGUACCGAAACCAUUGAAGUUUAUGCGUCCCCAUUAUGAGACUAUGAAAACAAUAUACAAACAAAUGCCUGAUCAGGAAACUCGGCAAUUGUGCGCUGACAUCAUAUCCGUGCUGUCAAUGACAAUGGGAAGUGGUAAGGAUUGUUUGGCUUACCGUUUUCUUUGUGAUCGUUCGCAGAAAAUCGGUGAUUGGGGUCACGAAUAUGUGCGCCAUUUGUCUGGAGAAAUAGCUUCGCACUAUUUGGAUACAUCAGGAGAAUUUCAGGCACAGCUAAUCGAAUUGGUGAAACAAAUAAUCCCAUACAAUAUGGAACACAAUGCCGAGGCUGAUGCUUGCGAUUUAUUAAUUGAGAUCGAUCAUUUGCAUUUGUUGCAAGAUUAUGUCGAUGAAUCCGCUUAUCCACGCGUCUGUUUAUACUUACAAUCUUGCUAUCCAUAUGUACCCGAACCGGAUAAUACUAUAAUUCUGGAAACAGCGCUACAGUUGGCACGUAAAUUUAAUCAACAUACACAAGCGCUGCGUCUAGCAUUGAUGUUAAAUGAUAUGGAUAAAAUUUCCGAAAUAUUCAAGGAACCUAAAGAUGCAGCUGUGCAAAAACAGCUUGCUUUUAUGUUAGCACGUCAGCAAGUAUGCUUGGAAUUAGAUGAGUCGGUGCCGGAUUAUGAUGAUUUAAUGGAAAUCAUGUCUAACACGAACUUGAAUAAACAUUUUUUGAAUUUGGCACGUGAACUUGAUAUAAUGGAAGCCAAGACACCAGAAGACAUUUACAAAUCGCAUUUGGAUAAUGCGCGCACUCGUUUCGCUUCAAUACAGGUUGAUUCGGCGAAACAGAAUUUGGCUGCCAGUUUUGUGAAUGGUUUUGUUAACGCUGGCUUUGGUGUGGACAAACUACUCUCUGAAGAUGGCAAUAAGUGGUUGUAUAAAAAUAAAGAGCAUGGCAUGCUUUCAGCAACUGCUUCCUUGGGACUCAUUCUAUUAUGGGAUGUUGAUGGUGGCUUAACUAUGAUUGACAAAUAUCUGUAUUCUACCGAUGAUUACAUCAAAUCCGGUGCUUUACUAGCCUGUGGUAUUGUUAAUUGUGGCAUACGUAAUGAGGUCGACCCGGCGCAUGCGCUACUCUCCGAUUAUAUUGACAACCAGAAUACUUCAAUGCGUAUCGGCGCCAUUUUGGGUCUGGGUAUAGCAUAUGCCGGCUCUAAUCGUUCCAUUGUCAUAGACACACUAAAAACAGUAUUUGUGUCUAAUGGUAAAAAUGGAUCCAAUGUGGAAAUCAUGGGUAUAGCUGCACUAUCGUUGGGCUUAAUAUCAGUGGGUUCCUGCAAUGCAGAAAUCACGGAAAUCUUACUACAAACCAUCAUGGGUCUCUCUAAGUCUGAUCUCAAAGACACCUACUCACGUUUCUUGUGGUUAGGCUUGGGGCUAUUGUAUUUGGGACGCCAGAAAGCCACCGAAGCCGUUAUGCUCACCUUAGAGGUACUUGAUGAACCAUAUCGUUCAAUGGCCACAACUAUGGUGGACAUUUGUGCCUACGCAGGCACUGGAAAUGUUUUGAAAAUACAGCAGUUGUUGCAUAUUUGCUCCGAUCAUUACGAAUCUGCUAACGGUGAUGGUGCCGAUGAAAAGGGCAAGAAGGAUAAAAAUAAGGAAAAGGAUAAGGCCGAAAAAGAGAAGGAAAAGGAGAAAGAUCUAUCCGCAACGCAAGCUAUCGCUGUAUUAGGUAUUGCAUUAAUUGCUAUGGGUGAAGACAUUGGUGCCGAGAUGGCUUUCCGCUCAUUCGGUAAUUUACUACGCUAUUGCGAGCCCUGUGUUCGUCGUGCAGUGCCCCUAGCUCUGGGUCUAAUCUCUGCGUCCAAUCCAAAAUUGAAUAUUUUGGAUACGUUAAGUAAAUUCUCGCACGACAGUGAUGCCGAAGUUGCACAUAAUGCCAUUUUUGCAAUGGGUCUUAUCGGUGCUGGCACGAACAAUGCACGUUUAGCAUCUAUGUUGCGUCAAUUGGCCCAAUAUCAUUCAAAGGAUCCCAGCAAUUUGUUUAUGGUACGAAUUGCACAAAGUUUAACACAUUUGGGUAAAGGCACAUUGACACUCAGUCCUUACCAUAGUGAUCGGCAGUUGAUGAAUCCAAUGGCUGUCGCCGGUCUGAUGGCGACUUUAGUGUCUUUGCUAGAUGUUAAAACCUUAAUAUUGGGUCGCUCACACUACCUACUGUACACGUUAGUGCCAGCCAUGCAGGCACGCAUGCUAAUCACUUUUGAUGAAGAACUGAAUCAACUGCAAGUGCCGGUGCGUGUCGGCAUUGCCAUUGAUGUGGUGGGACAAGCUGGUAAACCUAAAACCAUUACCGGUUUCCAAACUCAUACAACACCUGUACUGCUCGCGAUGGGUGAACGCGCUGAAUUGGCCACAGAUGAGUACAUUUCGCUUACACCCGUAAUGGAAGGAUUUGUCAUAUUGAAGAAAAACCCAAACUUUGUGAAGUAAUGUAAUUAAUUAAAAACGCAAAACAAAUAAAAUUAAUUACGCUGCUAAUUUCUUAUAAUUAAAAUGUAAACGAUAAUAAAUUUAAAUUAAAUCAAUAUCUACAAUGAAAA